GUGAUUUGCCACAUUUCCUUUUUAGUUCUCACAGCGUUGAGUUGAGUUGCGUUGAGUGUCUUUUCUUGUCGAAAAACAACGUGGUUUUUUUUCAAACGAGUAAUCUCUAUACUUUAUACCAUGUCUUCCGAAAGGUCUUUCAUAAUGGUUAAGCCAGAUGGUGUUAGUCGAGGAUUAAUUGCUCCCAUUAUUCAACGAUUCGAACAAAAAGGAUUUAAAUUGGUCGCUAUGAAAUUUAUGAAGGCUGAUAAAGAACUUCUGGAAAAACAUUAUGCAGAGUUGAGUUCAAAGCCAUUCUUUGAUGGGUUAGUAAAGUUCAUUUCAUCUGGACCAGUUGUACCUAUGGUAUGGGAAGGUAAAGGUGUGGUAAAAACAGCACGUCAAAUGCUUGGUGAGACUGAUCCAGCUAAGUCCAUGCCUGGGUCAAUCCGUGGUGAUUACUGCAUUGACAUAGGAAGGAAUAUUAUCCAUGGCAGUGAUUCUGUUGAAACUGCUGCUCGUGAGAUCAAGUUGUGGUUCAAAGAUGAGGAACUAGUUGACUGGGAGGCCAACAACGCAUGUUGUGUCUAUGAGAAAUAGAAACAGCUAGACAAAAUACUCUGCAAUGUAGUCAAUCUUAAUUUUAGGAUUUAAAUUAAAAAAUACAUUGUCAAUAUUCA
Dendronephthya gigantea is the source of this 659-nucleotide messenger RNA. Its product is annotated as nucleoside diphosphate kinase-like. Gene Ontology annotation, biological process: CTP biosynthetic process; GTP biosynthetic process; UTP biosynthetic process. Gene Ontology annotation, molecular function: nucleoside diphosphate kinase activity. NCBI's taxonomy places the organism in Eukaryota, Metazoa, Cnidaria, Anthozoa, Malacalcyonacea, Nephtheidae. Bases 121 to 579 code for a protein of 152 amino acids. The transcript has 5 exons. The record is from RefSeq and is a predicted model, not a curated record.